AUGUCGGCCGAUAACAGCACCUCCGCUUCCGAUCGGCCGCCAAGCUCACGUUUUGUGCCUUGCGGCUCCGGGAAACGUUGCCGGAUCCCUUCGACAGAACCAAACCCUCCUCCGAAGAUCCGUACGCUCGGGGACGAUCUCCUCGUCGAAAUUCUGAUUCGCCUACCGAACCCUAGAUACUCCUGCCGAUGCAAAGCCGUCUGCAAGGGAUGGAGGUCCCUCAUCUCCAGUCCCCGCUUCAACCGUAGUUUCAUUUCUCGCCACCGGAGCAGGAACCAACCAUCUUCUCUGCUUCUAACCUCAGACGACUCCCAAUCGAUCAUCAAUAGCUUUCUACCACGCAUGAGUUUUGUUGCCCAAAUCAGUUUCUCAGUUCUGGAUUCCUACAAGGACUUGGUUUUGUGCGGGUUUUACAGUUACAACAGUAGCGAUUGGUACAGAUUGUACUUCAUCUGCAAUCCGCUCACGGAGCAAUGGGCCGCACUUCCGUUGGCGCCUGAAUUGGCAGCUAAUUGUCUUCCAAUGUGUACAAGGUUAGUCUGUGAAUCCCGCAUUUCUAAUAAUCUCGAUCUAGGAGAUGACCAAGUCUUUGUUUAUUCUUCGGAGCAUCGGUUCCGCGUGGUGUCUGUGUACAGAGAAGACCGAUUCUCCUUGAAACUGAACGUGUUUUGUUCGGAGUCUCGGGAAUGGACGAAGGAAGCUCUUGUUAUCGAUGAUAGAUUUGCACGCUCGCCAAACAACAUGCUUUCUUGCAACGGGGAGUUGUUUUGGCUUGAUCUUGUCCAGGAUCCAGGUCCUAUCCCUUUGUUUAAGCCUGUAGUUUUUGCUUUCGAUCCUUUCCGUCCCGAUAUACCUCCCUCUGCCAUUGAUGCUCCAUCAGGCGGUGUGAAGCUGGACCUGCAUAUUUCGGUCUCACAAGGUGCUGUGCACGUAUUCUUACGGGAAAAGAAUCCUGACCUGGGUCUUUCACCAUUUGCCUUGACUGUUUGGAGGCUGGAAGAAGACCGCAAAACUUGGAGGAAACUAUGUGCAGGGUUGGUGAAGGGAUCAAGGUCACAUGAAAUGGAUUCUUGUGGUCCACCUACCCUCCAUCCAGGGAAGCCGGAAGUUGUCUUCUUCACUCGUCGCUGCAAUAUUUCCUUUCCUCCCCAAUUCACCUCCGUUAAGAUGAAGACGCACGAUGUGCUGUCCUGCAAUUUGAAGACGGGUGGAGAGCUGGAGUUGUUUGCUGAUGUUCACAAUUACCCAAGUUUUUGGAGACUUUUCCAGGCUGAGUUCUCCUGCUGGCCGACUUCAAUACCAAAGUACGAGGAAUUGCGAGUUGCAUAUGAUGGAAGCCACAGCUGCUGGGCUCAGAACGACAACACGCCAGUAACACCUCCCUGA
Messenger RNA from Linum tenue, 1386 nucleotides. Lineage: Eukaryota; Viridiplantae; Streptophyta; Magnoliopsida; Malpighiales; Linaceae. The record is from the annotation of a GenBank genome assembly.